This is a messenger RNA of Hyaloscypha bicolor E, 1407 nucleotides long. RefSeq lists its product as uncharacterized. The transcript is spliced from 3 exons. The record is from RefSeq and is a predicted model, not a curated record. Bases 62 to 1258 code for a protein of 398 amino acids. Lineage: Eukaryota; Fungi; Ascomycota; Leotiomycetes; Helotiales; Hyaloscyphaceae.
CUCAUCACCCCCAACUUGCGGUCGCUUGAGCUGGGAGCAUGAGUUCCAUGUCCCAGAAAAAAUGACAAAACAAUCAGAUCUCGAAGCUGGCGUCCAUCCCCCAAGUAUUCCAGCACCAGUACUUGUCUCGUCUCUCACGAGGCAGGUUACACACCAGGCAGACCUCAAAGCUGGAAUCCACCCCCCAAGAUCCCCAGCCUCGGUGUCUGUCCCAAGUUCCAGUGCUAUGCAACAAGCAGGGGUUGAGACUGGCGCUCACUCGCCAAAUAUCAUGCCCGGCGACUCUGUCUCAACCGCCGUGGAACAGAUUCCACCUGCAAAUCAACCGCAUCAACGCGUACAAACAAUGAACCCGAUGGAACAGGCAUGGCAAGAAUCCUUUCGCCCAAAGAGUCGAACCUUCGGACCAGCAGAACAAUUCUUCGAAAUACUUCAAGCUGGGCUGGACCAUGGAACACGCACCCAUUGCGUCUUCUUCUGUUGGGAGCUGGGCGUCAACGACCAAAGGGCUGCCCCAUUGUUGAUUGAAGAUAUUGAGAACGAAGUCGAGAUAUAUCAAGACUUAGAGCGGAAAUGGUGUGAGAAGCAUGGACGGUGGUGGAGAUAUGUCCCUUUCUAUGGAAUGGUUGCUGUAGAGGAGGUAGAUCUCCGUUUCGUGAAAAAGAACAACCAUGACUUUUCGGUGCUUGUUGGAACAUUAGCCAUCCCUCAGCUCAAGGCACGGCUCACGAGCGAGCUAGAAAAAGCCGACGCCACGGUUUAUCGAUCCACUAAUCCUAACGGCCCUAGUAAAGAUUGCGAGCAAGAUAUGAAGACUGGUAGAUGGGACCAUUACAAUACCGCCUGUUGGGAUGAAAGGCUGAAUUGCCCGAAUACUUGUGCUUUUCAGUCUCAGCGUGAAUGCGAACGGAAACUCAACCACUUGGGGCUUCUAGGCUUGCCGCUAUUAUGCUUUCAAAAUCCCGAGAUAGCGGCUGGUCAGAGGACAUUACAAGGUCUAGCUCAGGAGAGUUGUAUAUAUUGUACUUCGGAAAUCAGAGGCAGCUCCUAUUUUGCGUCACGGAUAGCAGAAGCCAAAUUCAGAGGCCUGAUGAUUCGCUGGGGCUUCACAGGGAUGCGGUGGCCAUUCGACGUUCCUGUUGUGGCAUUGAUGAUAGUCACGCUGUGGAAAGCGUGCGGAGGAAAUUGGGAAGCUGCUUUUGCUGCUGGCGGCUUUUUCAUUGUGCUGGUUUCUCCUUUAUCGACUCUAUGCAAGUAGUGCCUCCCGCUGCAUACCUAUACACCAAAGAACAGCAUAUUUCAGGAACCAGAGUGAGAUUAGCAAUAUCUUGGUGGACAUUCGGAGAAUAAUUCUGCUCUAGCAAUACAGCUAUAACUUGGACCGAAGUGUAGAAACUCAAAGGAAAC